Messenger RNA from Rhododendron vialii, 1795 nucleotides. Its product is annotated as probable methyltransferase At1g29790. Lineage: Eukaryota; Viridiplantae; Streptophyta; Magnoliopsida; Ericales; Ericaceae. The record is from RefSeq and is a predicted model, not a curated record. The transcript has 2 exons. Bases 150 to 1235 code for a protein of 361 amino acids.
UACGUAUGCUUGUAUCUACACAUCAUCACCUCACUGAUUAGUGACUAGUCCCACUGAUUAUCCUGUCAUCUGGAACCCAUACCCAAAAGGCCAAAACAACUCAAAAGCCACCCAAAAUCAAGAACCCACCAAGAAAAUCAAAUCCCAAAAUGGGUUUCACAAUGGGCCUCAACAUGCUCCUCCUACUGGCAAUGGUGGCCACCAACCUCCUCUCUCUCUACCACCUAUCCUCCACCCUCCAGUCCCGCCCCCCCGCCCCCCCUCCCGUCCCCGACCACCUCCUCCGCCAGCUCCACACCAUACGCGCCACCAUCAACCACCUCACGCGCCUCAACCACCCCACCCCCGCCGCCACCACAGUAAAACCCACCAAAUCCCCCACCCCUUCAGACCUCCUCAUCUACACCCACCUCUCCCCCAUCGCCUCCGCCUGCCACCUCCACCCUGACCUCCUCCACGCCUACAUGACCUACUCUCCAUUCUCUCUCUGCCCUCCUGACCCCAACAACAUCGCCGAAACCCUAAUCCUCCGCGGCUGCCACCCCCUCCCCCGCCGCCGCUGCUUCUCUAUCUCCCCGCAUAAACCCCAAUCCUCUCUCUCCUCACACCCUUUCUCCCCCCUGCCCAAGACGUGGACCCAGAAAUACCCUAACAAUGGGUUUGACAUGGAAUCUGAGAAAGACAAGUUCGUGGCGUACAAGACGGAUCUAGACCUUCCAACGUCCCAGCUGUUUCGAAUCGCGAGGGAUUCGGGGUUUUCGAUCCGGCUAGGGUUAGACGUGGGAGGGGGGACGGGCACGUUCGCCGCGCGCAUGAAGGUGGAUAUGAACGCGACGGUGGUCACGACGACGAUGAACUGGGGGGCGCCCUACAACGAGGCGGUGGCGGCGAGGGGGCUGGUGCCGGUGCACGUGCCGCUGCAGCAGCGGCUUCCGGUGUUCGACGGGGUCCUGGAUCUGGUGAGGUGCGGGCGGGCGGUGAACCGGUGGAUACCCCUGGCGGCAAUGGAGUUCUUGCUUUACGACGUGGAUAGGGUUUUGAGGGGUGGUGGGUAUUUGUGGCUGGACAGGUUUUUUAGCAAAGGGGUGGAUUUGGAUAGGGUUUACGGGCCGUUGAUCGGGAAGUUGGGGUAUAAGAAGGUGAAGUGGGCAGUGGCGAAUAAGAGCGAUUCGAGCGGGGUGAAGAAUGGGGAGGUUUACUUGACUGCUCUUUUGCAGAAGCCUCUUUCAAAAUGAGGCUUCUGAAUCUAAUGAUCUAGCAGGUGGUUGUGCUGAACCUUCUCUUCCGCCAUGACAAGGAACCAACUCUUCUGUCCAGAACUAAAUUCGCAGCUAUUUCAUGCUGUCCACAGACAUGAGUUGAGGUUUUUGCUGGUUCCAAAUGGUGUAUAUUUUUAUUAUGACGGUGGAGAAAAUUCUGGGAAGUUGAAAGGAAGAGCAAAAACAACGGCUUGUCGUGCGCAAGAAUGUACUCUCAAGGUGAAUCCCUUUUGUUUGUUGAAUGUAAUUUAUUCAUUAAAUGUUGCAUUUUAGAAUCUAGAAAUGUAGUUUGAAAUGAAUGUUUCAAUAACAGGGAUCGGGUUUGAUUCAGAUGGCCUGCGCUCUCCAUGAAAUUCUUCUUUUUACUUGUAGCCUGUAGGCUGUGUAACUCUGUUCUUUUUUUUUUAAUAAUGGCGGCUGUGUUUCUGGCUAGUUCCGGAUGGGUAUGUACAAAUGGAACAGAAGCGUUAGGAAUUGUUUUUGCUAAAUGCGAAACAUUUGGUGUUUGUUACAAAUUAUUUUGGUUAGCUUUUAAA